CUUCCUUCUUCCCUCUUCCCUCGUCCUCUCUCUCCCCCUUGGUCUCUCGCUUCCUUUUCUCUCUCGGUCCCCCUCUCUCUUCCUCUCUAUUCCUCUCUCCUUCCUUUUUCUUUCUCUCCUUUUUCCACCCUCCCCCUCCUUACAUCAUAGAUCAUAGACCAGAUUCCUUCCGAGGGAAGAAGUAUGCCACAACAACCGAAUCUCUACGAACACAUUGUGGUGGAUACUAGUGAUGAAGAUUCGCUCUACGACGCCCAAUCAGUCGUCGAUUCCAACCUGACCCUUUCUUCCUCGGUGCGCGACUACUGCUACGAGAAUGGCCGUCGCUACCACGCCUACCGCUACGGCCAAUACCCGAUGCCCAACGACGAGGAAGAGCAAGACCGCCUGACGCUCAUGCACCACCUCUUCAAGUUGCUCAUCGGCGGCGACCUCAACCGCGCCCCCAUCUUCCAGCAGGGCGUGCCGCGCCGCAUGCUCGACGUCGGGACCGGCACCGGCAUCUGGGCGCUCGAGAUCGCCGAGCUGCUGCCGGACGUCGAGAUCGUCGGCACCGACCUCAGCCCCAUCCAGCCCAGCUGGGCGCCGCCCAACUGCACCUUCCACAUCGACGACGCCGAGAGCGACUGGACCUUCACCGGCGACGAAGCCUUCGACUACAUCCACGCCCGCACGCUGGGCGGCGCCAUCGGCGACUGGGGCAAGUUCUUGCGCCAGGCCUACAGCCACCUCAAACCCGGCGGCUGGCUCGAGAUCCAGGAGUACGAGGCCUGGUUCAAGGCGGAUGACGGCACGCUGCACCAGGGGCACCUGUUGACGGAUUGGCAGGAGAAGUUGGACACGGCCAGCUGUCAGUUCGGCAAGAGGAUGAAUAUCGCGCCUCAUUUGGAAGGCUGGAUGCACGAGGCGGGGUUUGCCAAUGUGACCGAUGAUGUGUAUAAGUGUCCCGUCGGCUCUUGGCCCAAAAGUCCCCGGUUGAAAGAGAUCGGACGAGUCGGCAAAGUGACGACCUUCGAGGCCGUCGAGCCCUACUCGCUGGCUCUGUUCACUCGCGUUCUGGGCUGGACGUUCGAAGAGGCCCAGAACUACGUGAAUAAAGUGCGUGCGGAGCUUCUCAGUUCCCCGUACCAUAGCUACGUCUUGUUCCAUUAUGUCUAUGGGCAACGGCCGCUGGAUGGGUGAGAUUUCAUGGCUUGAAAACCAAAAAGGCGCAACGAAUUUUCGACGAGGUUUAACGACGAUGAUUAUAUGACUGUUGUAUAAAUUUUGGGUUUGUGCCGGGGUUUACUGUUCGGGUUUAUUUUCUUUUUCUUGAAUACCCUCUUGUUUAUUUUCAUGGCCUGGUGUAUAUAUAUGAGCGAGACGGUUUUUUCAACAUUUUCUCAA
Messenger RNA from Aspergillus steynii IBT 23096, 1386 nucleotides. Its product is annotated as class I SAM-dependent methyltransferase. Bases 184 to 1182 code for a protein of 332 amino acids. NCBI's taxonomy places the organism in Eukaryota, Fungi, Ascomycota, Eurotiomycetes, Eurotiales, Aspergillaceae. The record is from RefSeq and is a predicted model, not a curated record. Gene Ontology annotation, molecular function: methyltransferase activity. The transcript has 3 exons.